Messenger RNA from Verruconis gallopava, 1103 nucleotides. RefSeq lists its product as uncharacterized. The transcript has 3 exons. The coding region runs from base 64 to 1101 and encodes 345 amino acids. NCBI's taxonomy places the organism in Eukaryota, Fungi, Ascomycota, Dothideomycetes, Venturiales, Sympoventuriaceae. The record is from RefSeq and is a predicted model, not a curated record.
GUGAUUUUGUCACACAUUUCACUCGGCUUUUAUCACACCGUCAUCGCUAAAACAGGUACAGCCAUGCUGACGUCUCCUUCUGCCAAUCAAAUCCUCGAAGAAUCGGUCGUGUUCGGCUCCGUGGGCUUCGUGCUCUUUUUCGGGAGGCUCUGGUCGAGAGCCAUCCUCAAACAGUCGUGGAAAAAACUCCAGAUCGAUGACUACACCAUGGUUCUUACCUUUUGUUGCUAUGUUGUAUUGCUGGUGUUGCUGAACUAUUCUUGCCAUUAUUCCACCAACGAAUAUCCACCUGAACAACUCGAGGGCAUCUUGAAUGAUCCUCGAGAAGUUCAAGACCGCAUAUACGGUAGCAAAAUAGUAGUGGGCCUGAACCAAGCGUAUCUCGUAACCCUCUGGGGUGUCAAGGCUUGUCUGCUGAUGCUAUACUACAACAUGACCAGAGAUACCGCGAACAACAUCUGGGUCAGGCUUGUGAUCUGUUACACGGUGUUCGGUCUUGUCGUUGUAGAGAUUUCCUGUCUCUUCGUUCUCUGUCGGCCUUUCUCGCAGUACUGGGCACUACCAGUCAAGAAUCCGCAAUGUGCAAACUACUUCUACUAUUGCAUCAUCCAAAUGGUCUUCAACGUCUCCUCCGAUUUCCUGAUGCUUCUGUUACCCCUGCCGUUUAUCAUCAAUGCUAGGGUGCCACUACUGAAGCGAUUUCUACUAGUUGGCAUCUUCAGUCUCGGCCUCUUUGUCAUUCUUGCCGCAAUACUCAACAAGUACUACAACUUUACCAUGCCAAACACGACCGUUUACAUGGUCUGGCACAUUCGAGAAUCCAGCAUCAGCAUCUAUGUUUCCAACGUCAUGUGCUGGUGGCCUUUACUUCGCAAGAUAUUCGGUUGGAAACGAUUUCUACAAAGAGGCAGUAACAUUGGAAUUUUCGGUGAGCCGAGUGGUAACAGGGGGUCGGCAACUUUCGAUACUGACAACACACCUUUGCGCGACCUAAUUACCACGACUCCACCGCCAUAUGCGUUCAGCAAGGAGAUGGAUGGAAGGGUCGACAUAGAGACUGGUGAGACAUACAUUUAUGACGGCGCUCAUCAUGUGUCUUAGCG